AUGAGUCAGUUCGGCUUCGGCGCAAGCGGCGGCGGCGGCACCGGCGGCUUCAGCUUCGGGACACCCAAGACGGCGAGCGGCACCACCACCAGCAGCAGCGCGGCACCCGCCGGCUUCUCCUUCUCCUCGGCCAUCUCGUCGGGCGCGGGCACCGGCGGCUCCUUCGGCUUCGGCUCCCCCGCCCCGAACGCCGGGACCGCCCAGCCCGCCGCCGGCCUCUUCUCCUUCACGACGCCCGCCGCCUCCGCGCAGCCCGCCGCCUUCAGCUUCGGGAUGCCCCCGGCGUCGUCCGCCGCGGGGGCGGCAGCGGCGGCGACUCCCGCGGGGGGCGUGUUCACGCUGGGGGGCAACGCGCCGAAGCUGACCUUGGGGGCCUCGAGCGCCACAGCGGGCGCCCCCUUGGCCACCGGCUUCGCGCUGGCCAGUGGCGGCGGACUGGCCGGCUCCGGCUCCAGCAGCAGCGUUGCGGGCACCCAGGCGGCGGCGGCGACACCCACAGGGUUCGUGUUCGGCUCAUCGGCCACGACGACGCCACAGCCGGCUCAGGCUGCCCCAACCGCCGCCCCCACGGGAGGCUUCAGCUUUGGCGGAGCGGCCCAGACAGGAGCCCCCAAUUUCAGCCUCGCCUCGCUGGGGAGCGCCCCGCCGCAGACGGCGUCUACCGGCCCGGCCUUCGGGAUCGUUCCUGCCUCCACCAACGCCGCUGUCAGCACAGUCGCUGCAUCGCAGGCAGCCCCGGCUUUCAGCCUCGGGACAGCGUCCACUGGUUCUGGCUUUGGAGCGUUGGCUCCAGCAGCUGCUGUCACUUCCACCACUGCAGCCUUGUCCUUUGGGGCUAAACCUGGAGGUAUGUUUUGUGCGUGGGUGCUGAAGAGCUGUGCUGACUUGCCUGCUGUUCCUAUUCAUUGCUGCUUUUUAUUUAUAUUUUUAAAAGACAAACAAAACAUAUAAAACAUGUAACCUUCAACUGUUUCAUAUAGCGUGUUGUUUGGUUACAGGUUUUUGUGCAUCUCUAUACUCACUACUUACCAUUGUAUAUCAAAUCACAAAUUAUCCAUUGAAUAAGCAUAAAUACAUUAUUAUCAUUGUAUAAUU
Molecule: messenger RNA, 1095 nt
Organism: Thamnophis sirtalis
Lineage: Eukaryota; Metazoa; Chordata; Lepidosauria; Squamata; Natricidae
Source: RefSeq, a predicted model, not a curated record